AUGGAGCUUUUGAUAGAAAGGAAAGAAAAAAAAUCGUUUUCUUCUCUUCCGAUUUACGAUCUUCUUCCAAUCUCGUGUUCUGCCGAGAUUCUUCGACGGAACACCACCGCCGUCUCCAUGCAUAAGAAAGGGGUCUCUAUGGGUACAGAUGUUAUCAGCAAUCUGCCAGAUGAUGUUCUUGGCAAAAUCCUGUCUUUCAUUCCCACUAAACUUGCUGCUUCAACCUCUGUUCUGUCCAAGAGAUGGAGGAAUCUGGUUCCUCUAGUAGACACUUUUUCAUCCGCACGAAAAAGACUUGGCAAGUCUUGA
Molecule: messenger RNA, 309 nt
Organism: Arabis nemorensis
Lineage: Eukaryota; Viridiplantae; Streptophyta; Magnoliopsida; Brassicales; Brassicaceae
Source: the annotation of a GenBank genome assembly